AUGUUACAAAAUGCAAAACACAGUAAUGGAAAUAGUAGUAGUGAUAGCAGUAAUAUUUGUAGUUAUAAUACUAAUAGCAAUAAUAAUAAUCAUGAGAUUAAUGAUGACGAGAACAAUGAUAAUGACACUAACAAACACUGCAUUCCUAGCAACAAUGAUUCUCAAAAGAUUGGCUUUGUUGGGGCCUUUCAACCUGUUAAACCACGUGGAAAUGUGUCUCUAUCACCUGUUGUAUCAUGCAUGGAAUCCUCGGCAACCAAACCUGAAGAAAAAUUGCUUUCACGUCAGAUGGACGAAAUGGCAGUUGAUUCUUCCACUCCAACUACAACAACAACAGAACGACGUAAAAAGAAGCCUUACAAGGAGUUGACGUUGGAAGAAAAAGUGCAGCUAAUCCGACUAGCAGAAGAAAAUGCCGGCAUGAGUCAAGCAAGCAUUGCCGAACGCUACUCUAUCGCUAAAAGUAAUGUUUGCCGAAUAUUACAACGGAAACACGAAUAUCUACGAGCAUAUGAAUGCGCAGGUUUCGCAGGUUCACGUAAACGUAAGUUACGUGGUGAUCCGCAACAGCAGCAGAACCAACAUCAACAACAAUCACGUGUGAAUAGUUGCCGAGAAUUAAAUAAUUCCCUAAUGACAGCAGAAACUGCAAGAAAACAUGGAAUUACGGGCAGUCAAGCAAAUUAUCCUGAAAUAUCUGGUACCACUGAACAAGCUACUACGGACAAUCAUUGUGUUAUUCCGCAACGUCCCACUGCAAUUAUUCGACGUGGCAAUGAAACACUUCGCGCACAUAUGUACAAGCAGCAUCAGAUUUCGCGCAUGUUUAUGUGCAGAUGUUGUAACUGGGCUUUCCCGGAUAAAACCAGUCUGCAUAUGCAUAUUCAGGCAAAAGAAGAAGGGAAGACAAUAUCUGUUCCAGUCAUAGGUAAAGGUAAUCCACCGACAAGCCACCAAAAUCCUCAUCAACAACAGCAGCAGCAUACACAGCAGCAAAAUGAGAAUCUAACAGUUUCUAAUGUACUUGUGGAAGAUGGACGGCAUUCUCCGCAAGCAUCUACGCUUCAUAUGCCUCAGCCACGUGUUCCCACAACUAAUCCAUUUGCUCCGUUGCAGCUUCAUUCUCUUAUGACUCUUACACCGCAACAGGCAGUCAACUUGAAUGACCAAACUUCACUUCAAGCAGCUGCGGCGACAUUAUUUCCACAAAUGGCAUUGCUUCGUGGUGCAUCCGGAAGUGGAACUCAUGUAGAUGAUUUAAUGUCAAAAUUACGUGAACGUCUGAUGCUCAACAAUUUAGUAGCACAAUCAAGCUUCAAUUUAGCUGCUUGGCUGGCUACUUAUCCUAAAAUCGACCAUGCAAAUAAAAAUGGAACAGAUGGGAACCCAUUAGAUUUGUGUUCACUGAAAGAAUCUAGGGUUAAUCUGAUUCCGGAAGAUGACGAAAUCAAUGUCGACAAGGAGUAUGACGAUGAAAUUUUAACCCAUGAGCAAAACACUACAAAUGACCAGCAAUCAUCAAACAUUGUGGAAUUCAGUGCAAAAGAUUCAUCUGCUGUAACUAGAACUAGUCGUGAAGUUGUGAGCAGUACAAACGCUGAUUACAAAGAACGUCCCAAAAGUGCCCAAGAAACGAACAAAGCUUUGCAUGAAUCCUUGCUAAGACCGGCUUCCGAUACCGCUGUCAUUCGCACAACUUCACUUAGUACAAUGCCAAAUUUGCGUUCUGCCAUAAGCAAUUCAUUGAAAAAUGAUAUGAACUCUGCGUUGAAAAAUGAAACGUGCAAAAGUCUGCUGCUCACUGAUACUCCGAACAAAAGCUUGGAUAGUAUUAUCAUUAGCAACAGAAGCAACACCAAUAGCAGUAACAAUGUUAUUGAAGAGCAUGUACUGAGUGAGGCAUCAGAUACUAUCGAAAAUCAUAUUUCGCCUUCUGAAACACAUAGCAGUACUAGUAAUGGCACUUCACCUCCUGAUUCUCGGGAAUGCUUUGAAUGCGCAGUCUAUCGAGGGAAACUUGCUGUGGCCGAGAGUAGAUGUCAAUACUUGGAGGAACGAACUGCUACUCUUCAAUCUGAUGCAAUUCGCUUCAGUACUCGAGUAACAGUUUCUGAAACAUCUUCACGACAAUUCGAGCAGGAAAGUCGCUUCUUGCGGGAUCAGAACGAAGUUUUGCAACGAAAAUUAUUGGAAUGUCAAGAGAAGACACUGGCAUUCAUGCAAGGUGAUCAAGCUUCCAACGCUCAAGCUGUGGCUCUCUAUCUGAACGACAUCUUGAAAACGACUUUCCUUCGAUGA
Thelazia callipaeda (thelaziosis nematode) is the source of this 2298-nucleotide messenger RNA. The record is from the annotation of a GenBank genome assembly. NCBI's taxonomy places the organism in Eukaryota, Metazoa, Nematoda, Chromadorea, Rhabditida, Thelaziidae.